CCUGCACACACAGAGAGAAAAAGGCUGUGCAAGGGGAGACUGGCCAGACAGAACAGAUAAGGAGAGAUAGGAUAAUUUCAGUAAAACAAGUAGCAUAUGCAACAAGGGGCAAGUGUUGAAGACAGACGUUCCAGAAUUCUGCCUCCUGACAGAGUGAUCCUGCCUGCUGUUUUGAUCCCACUUUCACUCCCUCCCUCCCAGCAAGAUGAUUAAUAACAAAUACUUGACUGAGUGCAAGUUGGAUCUAGAAGACUCUCAUUUGCAGGAGCCAGGAUCCCCCAUUCUCUUGCAGUCCACUGUCAACGUACCAUCCAAAGUGGACCCACGGAACCCACAUGGGAUCAACCAGCAUCUUAAGCUGGAAUUCUCUGACAUCCUGGCAGAACCUUCUUCGUUCCGCAGCUUUGACCGGGUUUGGACUUGGAGCGACAUAGUCUUUGAGAGCUCGCGCCUCUGGUGCUACCGCAUCAUCUCACUGCUGUGUGCCGUGCCAGUCUCCUUGUUCUCAGGCUUCCUCUUUGCCUGCCUAGGCUGCCUGCAUAUCUGGUGUGUGAUGCCCUGUAUCCAGCUGUGCACAAUGGCAAUGCCUCCAGUUCGCACCCUCUGGGCCAGUAUCCUGGAUGUUGUAGUGGCCCCACUUUUUACCAGCCUGGGCCGCUGCUGUAGUGCCAUCUACCUCACCAUUACUGAGAAGUGACACCGAGAUGCCCCCUCCCUCUAAGGCCUACAUGACAAAGACUCACCUUCCCAUUUCAUGAAGACCCACUGAAUAUGUUUGAUUUCACACAAGAGGAUAGAACUAACAGAGACCUUUUAACCUUGGGAUGGAAAAGUGGAGUCAGUGGCAGGGGUGGGGGGGAGCAGGCCCAGAGGGAAGAAAAGUGGGGAGACUGGAGGGAAAUGGUGCUCCAGGGAAGAUGUAAAUCAAAACAUCCAUAUUCUACUCUGAUUUCCACCACCCUCUGCCCUCAUUUGGCCAGAUCUGCAGACAGAAUUGCAGAUUCUUCUAGGAGCGGAUUCUCAAAUAUUCCUCCCCAUUUGGGAACUGGAAAUGUAUGAGUCCUGGCUUCCAGUCCAACUCUCCUCUGUUCCUUAAGAUUCUAGUCAGCCCAUGUAUCAAUUAAUAUCUCAGAGUCAGUUCAACUGAGGGAUGGGAAUCCUGAGGCCCCUCCAGAGGUUGCGACCUUCCCAUUAUCCCAUUAUUGGGAUUAGCCUUCUAACCUGACAAUUUGGGGUGUGUCAUUUGCACAAGGUGGGGGGGAGGAAAUGGGGCAACUCCACUCCCAGUGCUGGGCUCUGGGAGAACACAGUCACUUCUGGGGGAGCCAGCCUCCACCCUCUCCAGCCCCACCACCCCCACAACAAUAGCCAGGAUUUAAAAUUAUGUUAACCCCCUCCCAGCCCCCAUUUAAUAAAAGAAAAAAAGUUGGUUUGUCUCCUUUUGAUUCUGUCCAGCAAAACAGACACAAAUGAGAGCUACGAGGAAGGACAUGGAGAAAACAAAAGCUCUGUACGAGCGACCUUGGCUGCCUCCUCACAGAGGGAUUACGGGGAUCGGUGGCAGAUGUGUGGAAGUUAUAAGGACAUGA
Rhineura floridana is the source of this 1589-nucleotide messenger RNA. Its product is annotated as caveolin-2-like. Gene Ontology annotation, cellular component: caveola. The transcript has 3 exons. Bases 206 to 697 code for a protein of 163 amino acids. NCBI's taxonomy places the organism in Eukaryota, Metazoa, Chordata, Lepidosauria, Squamata, Rhineuridae. Gene Ontology annotation, biological process: caveola assembly. Gene Ontology annotation, molecular function: molecular adaptor activity. The record is from RefSeq and is a predicted model, not a curated record.